Gossypium raimondii (Peruvian cotton) is the source of this 1635-nucleotide messenger RNA. RefSeq names its product cytochrome P450 81Q32. Gene Ontology annotation, molecular function: oxidoreductase activity, acting on paired donors, with incorporation or reduction of molecular oxygen; heme binding; iron ion binding. The record is from RefSeq and is a predicted model, not a curated record. Bases 22 to 1524 code for a protein of 500 amino acids. The transcript is spliced from 2 exons. NCBI's taxonomy places the organism in Eukaryota, Viridiplantae, Streptophyta, Magnoliopsida, Malvales, Malvaceae.
AGAAAUUUAACCAAAUUAAACAUGGAAGAAUCCACCCUUUUUUACGCAUCUCUUGCUCUUCUUUUUCUUUUCCUGGCUUUCAACUUCUUGUUUCAAUCAAAACAUCGCCAUGAAAACUUGCCGCCCAGUCCGCUUUCCCUUCCCAUCAUUGGCCACCUUCACUUGCUAAUAAACCCACCUCUUCACCGUCCCUUCCUCCAGCUUUCGAAAAAGCUCGGUCCAGUCUUUUCUCUUCGCUUGGGUUCACGCCUUGCCGUGGUCGUUUCAUCACUCUCAGUGAUCCAGGAAUGCUUAACCAAGAACGAUAUCGUGUUAGCCAAUCGCCCCAACUUGCUGUUGAGCAAACACCUGGGUUAUAACCACACCACCGUCGUAAGCGCGCCAUAUGGUGAUUAUUGGCGUAACCUCCGUCGUAUUUGUACAAUCGAAAUCUUCUCACCGAAUCGUCUCAACAAGUUCCACGGUAUCAGAAAAGAUGAAGUGCGAAGAUUGUUGUUGAAACUAUCUCAUAACUCGCGAGAAGCUUUUGCCAAGGUAGAGCUUAAAUCAAUGUUUACUGACUUGAUACUUAAUAAUCUCAUGCGAAUGAUGGCCGGAAAGAUAUAUUUUGGUGAAGAUGUUAGUGAUGACGGUGAGGCAAAGGAGUUUAGGGAGCUCAUAGCAGAGGUGGUUGAAUAUUCUGGCGCAGGGAAUCCGGCAGAUUAUCUGCCAAUACUGAAUUGGGCUGGUAAUUAUGAGAAGAAACUGUUGGAGCUCUUUAAGAGGAUGGAUGGUUUCUUGCAAGGGCUAAUCGAUGAACGUCGAAAUGCAAAUGGAGGAAAUAUGAUGAUCGAUCAUCUCCUUUCUUUACAAGAAUCGGAGCCUGAGAACUACACCGAUCAGACUAUCAAAGGGCUUAUAGUUGUAUUGCUUUUCGCCGGAACUGACACAUCGGCGGUGACGUUAGAGUGGGCCAUGUCGAACUUACUGAAUAACCCAGAGGUGUUGAAGAAAGCGAAGGCGGAAAUCGAUGCUCAAGUUGGUGAAGAAAGGUUGAUUGAUGAAUCGGAUAUUGCUAAGCUACCUUACCUUCAAAACAUGAUGUCGGAGACCCUUAGACUAUACCCGGCCGCCCCACUUCUAGUGCCUCAUAAAACAUCCGAUGACUGUACCAUAGGUGGGUAUAAUGUGCCUAGCAACACCAUUGUGUUAAUCAAUGCAUGGGCGAUACAAAGAGACCCUGAGUUGUGGGAUGAUCCGUCGAGUUUCAAGCCGGAAAGGUUUGAGAGUGAAAGUAAAGAUCAUGGGCACAAGUACUUGCCUUUCGGUAUGGGAAGGAGGGCAUGUCCUGGGGCAAGCAUGGCUCACCGUAUGGUCAACUUAACUUUGGGGUCAUUGAUCCAAUGCUUCGAAUGGAAAAGGGUAGGUGUGGAAGAAAUUGAUAUGACCGAAGGUAAAGGAGUCACCAUGCCCAAAGUUGAGCCAUUGGAAGCGAUGUGCAAGGCACGCGCCAUCCUCCACAAGGAUCUUUAUAGGGCAGCUUAGAAGAGUUUUAUAUAUUGCAAAAUUAUAUGGCGUAUAAUGUUUUUCAUCUAGUUUUAAUGUUUAGACUAUAAAUGUCGGAAGCUGCUUUUUAUGAAAUUUUUAAUUAUCCUA